AAUAGUAUUGCCAGUGGCAGGGGAGAGGCCAGAGAGAGAGAAGUGAACUCUGGGUUAUGAGCUGGUCUUUCAUUAACAGAUUUUUACAGCUCUCAAGGUUUCAGGUGUCUUUGCUAAGAGCGAGUAAGAUGGAGACUUGAUUUAGAUGUGAGCAAAGGGAAGGAUGAGCAGUUUUCUGUAUUUUAUCCUGCCAGCGCUGGGAGGAUACACUCUGACCUCGCUGUACCUGCUGAAGAACCCACACGUUCUCCACAGGAGGAAACGCACAGCUUUCUACUGCACGCACAUUUCACACAGAGGAGGAUGCGGAGAGAGAAUAGAAAGCACCAUGGAGGCAUUCACUCAUGCCGUGGAACAGGGAACACAGAUGCUGGAGCUGGACUGUCACCUGACAAACGACGGACACGUGGUCGUCUCACAUGAUGAGAAUUUGCGAAGGCAGACUGGCCACGACGUCACUGUCUCCUCCCUCAAGCUACAGGAUUUGCCUUUGUACAAGGAGCGACUGGAGGUAACAUUUUUUUCAGGCCGGUUCAGCAGCGGUGCAGACAGGAGGUUUGCUCUGCUGGAGGACGUGUUCAGGAAGUUCCCCGAGAUGCCUGUCAGCAUUGAGGUCAAAGAGAACAACCACCAGCUGAUAGAAAAGAUAUCUGACCUGGUUAAACGCUACAACAGGGAGGAGAUCACUGUGUGGGCUUCUGUGAAAUCCUCCAUCAUGGAGGAAUGCCGCAGGACGAAUGACUCCAUGCCAUACAGCUUCACUAUGAGCCGAGGCGUGGUGCUUCUGCUUCUCUAUUACAGCGGCCUGCUGCCCUUUGUGCCGCUGGGAGAGAGUUUGCUGCAGUUUUACCUGCCGCACAUCUUCAACAGGACGUUUAUUCCUGAGCAGCCGAUCCUGAGAAACAAAGUAGUCGUGUAUUUGUUGGACAAAGUAACUAUGAGGAAGAGUCUUUUUAAACACCUCGCAGCUCGUGGAAUUCAGGUGCAUUUAUUUGUUUGCAAUAAAGAUGAAGAUAUAAAGGCAGCAUUCGAACUGGGAGCCACAGGAGUGAUGAGUGACUAUCCAGCUCUUCUGUCGAACUACCUCAGCAGAAACAGAAGGCAGGACUGAACCCGAACAUACCGACACAUGACAGCGAGAAAUGGCAGUGUAUAAAAACGAAGCGACAACUGCCAAAGAGACAAAAAUACAAGAAUCAUGAGGUCCAUUUCCUCAACGAUGACAAGAUCAGUAUUAGUGAGGACAAAGGUAUCACUUCAGCUCCUCACUGUUGAUAGAAUGAUUUGUUUGUGGUGCUGUUAGAUUAUUUCUACGGCCUUCACCCACAAGCUAUCAAAAAAACAGGUCUGUAUUCAAAGCACCACUCAUGGAUUUCUGCCAGCAGCAAAUCAUGGGAGUGAAUAUUUAACCAGCCUUAUCAUGGUCACCCACAAUAAGAGAGCAAACGUGACUUUGUUUUGACUAUGUCCAAUGUUAUUUUCUGCCAUUAUUUGACUGGUUUAAGUAAGUGCUGGACUUCAAAAAAAGAAAAACGAUCUGGGACAAACCACUUGGAUUUUUGCUUCUAUGUUGUUUUUUGGCUGUAAAAUGGAAAUAAAAGUGAAGAAAAUGGGCAUUUAAUGGCACCAUAUAUACACCCAUAUAUGCGUGCAGUGUUAGCUAAUCAGGGUUUUGCAUCUGUUUUUAAUCCAUUUCUUUCACCUGAAGACCGAAGGCUUGCAUGUGCAGUAAACCUCACCUAUGUCCUGGUUUCUCCCAGGCAGCAACGGUCAGAGUCCAGCUGUGAAAAUAAUCAUCUGUUGGUGAAACAAUGGCUGUAUUUUUCUGCCCAGGUUGGCUGCGCCCUGCAGUGUGACGAGUGAGUUAAUGGAAUACAGUAUAAGUGGAUCUGUGUUAACUGAGGUCUUUAGAACAGUUGAGGUGCAAAGAGCAAACGUUUGAAUAAGUGACCCAGUAAAGAAAACAAGAGGAUGUCAUUAGCUUUGUUUCUUGGAAUCUAGGGGGUUUACAUUCCUACAGAGCACACACUGUGAGUGAACACUGUAAAAUGGAGUUUGUAGGCAAAAGAAAAUCUGACAGUAUAAAUGGAACGCUUUUUAAUAGGGCUGAGACAAUUAGUUGAUUAAUAAAUUACCCCAAAUAUGAUGAAUUUUGAUCAUUAAGUAAUUAUUUUGAGCCAAACAUCAGAGGUUUCACAUUAUCACACAAAUAUUUGAUGUUUGUCUUUAUUAAUUCUUACUGGAAUGUUACAUCUUUGGGUUUUAGAUUGUUGGUUAGACAAACGGAGAAUUUGUGAUGAAAAUUUUUCAAUAUAUUCUAGAGCUGCUAAGAUUAAUGAAUUACAUCUCAUAUGAAAAAUAUAAAAUGAUUAGACUGUUGCAUUUUUUUGUGACUUGUGCUAUCGUUCUAGACAUACUGGCUAAGACUUCAGUGUGGUAAUCUGCAACUAUUUUGAUCAUCUGAGUUUAAAAAAAUAAAAAAAAUUUGAUUCAA
Molecule: messenger RNA, 2494 nt
Organism: Amphiprion ocellaris (clown anemonefish)
Lineage: Eukaryota; Metazoa; Chordata; Actinopteri; Pomacentridae
Gene: gdpd3a
Product: glycerophosphodiester phosphodiesterase domain containing 3a
Exons: 11
Coding region: 164-1111 (315 amino acids)
Biological process (GO): glycerophospholipid catabolic process
Cellular component (GO): endoplasmic reticulum membrane
Molecular function (GO): phosphatidylcholine lysophospholipase A1 activity; phosphoric diester hydrolase activity
Source: RefSeq, a predicted model, not a curated record